AUGGCCACCAACAACCAUAUGCCAGACGUCGAGAAAGACCACGCAGGCAGCGGCUCCGUCAACGGCGGAUACGACCUUCACCAUGACCAUCACGACACUGACACAGCUCUAAGACGACUUCGAACGGCUGGGAGCAUCUCCAUCACACCAGAACUCUUCGAGAAGAUCUACCUGUCCCCAAAGAAUCGGGUAUCGAAUAACAUUCGUUCCACCUUUGGCAACCCUACUCCAUUGGCUCUCUGCGGCUUCCUGCUCUCUUUGACCCCACUGUCCAACAUCCUCCUCGGCUGGCGAGGUGCUGGUGGUCUUGGUGCCGCCGAAGUUGGCGUCUACUACUUUUUCGGCGGCCUUCUGAUGAUACUGGGAGGCUUCCUCGAGUUCAUUCUGGGCAACACAUUUCCAUUCGUCGUGUUCGGUUCGUUCGGCGCUUUCUGGCUCGCCUUUGGCGCGACCCUGACACCCUACUUCAACGCCUCGAUCGCCUACGACCCUACCAACCCGGCUCAAUCAAGCUCGGACCCUGUCUUUGCGUCCACCUUUGCCUACUUCCACGUCUACAUGGGCGUCUUGUGCUUUGUCUAUCUGGUCUGCGCGCUCCGCACAAACAUCGUCUUCGUGUUGAUCUUCGCAACGCUCGUUCCGGCCUUUGCUUGUCUUGCGGCCUUAUUCUUCUCGAUUGGCGAAGGCGACCCGAAGAUCAAGCUACAACACGCAGCGGGUGGUCUCACGUUCGUGACCUGUCUGCUGGGUUGGUACCUGUUCUUUGUCCAACUGCUGGCUUCGGUGGACUUCCCGCUCAACCUUCCUGUCGGCGACUUGAGUCAGUUCAUCAAGGGUGCCAGUGAGCGAUCUGGAACCAAGGAAGACUAA
This is a messenger RNA of Exophiala spinifera, 870 nucleotides long. RefSeq lists its product as uncharacterized. The transcript is spliced from 3 exons. The record is from RefSeq and is a predicted model, not a curated record. Lineage: Eukaryota; Fungi; Ascomycota; Eurotiomycetes; Chaetothyriales; Herpotrichiellaceae. Gene Ontology annotation, molecular function: acetate transmembrane transporter activity. Gene Ontology annotation, cellular component: plasma membrane. The coding region runs from base 1 to 870 and encodes 289 amino acids.